AUUCUUAUUCGUAAUCUUAGUCGAAAUUAGUUAGUGAAUGAAGAAUUAAGUUGAAUUAUCUUAAUUAGAGAGAGUUGCAUCGCAUUUUCCUUCUACUUAUGAAAUCUGCUUGGCAAAAACUAACCCAUCAAUAGUAAAUUGUGUUAUACUGUUAUAAACAACUAAGUAUAGGUACCUAUUAAAUACAGGCUUUAGACUACUAAAGCCAUUAACAGUUAUGCAAUCAACUUAACAAUCCUUAUAUUGAAGUGCUUAUCUAAGUUAAGUCUCCUGAACUGUACCCUAAGAAGAGUUACUGUAUACAACCGAAUGAGUAGACUUGUACCAUUCAGACAUAUCAGCUCAAAUUUUUGCCAAACAAAUUUUCAAUUUAGUCGAUUUUUAUCGUCUAUCAAUAUGGGCAGUGAAAAUGAAAUUAAUAUUCAAGGCAUGCGUACAAAGUAUCAUGGUAAAGAAAAUACAUUCCUUGAAACUGAUCUACAGUCUAUCGAUCCUAUAAAUCAGUUCAAAAUCUGGUUCGACGAAGCUGCCAAAACUCCUGGGAUUGCAGAGGCUAACUCUAUGUGCCUAGCGACUGCAUCAAAGGAUGGUAAACCAUCUGCUCGCUUCUUGUUGCUGAAGGGCUUUGGAACAGAAGGGUUCAAGUUUUAUACAAAUUAUAACAGCAGGAAAGCCCAUGAUUUGGAGGAGAACCCUAAUGCAGCAAUAACAUUUUACUGGGAGCCCCUCCAUAGAUCGGUGAGGAUUGAAGGCAAAGUGCGAAGGGUGCCAGAGGCAGAUUCGGACCAAUACUUCCACUCCAGGCCUCGGGCUAGUCAGAUUGGCACUGCCUGUAGCAACCAGAGCUCAGUGAUAGAGAGUCGAGCAACACUCACCGAGAAGGAGGCGGAGUUAGAGCAACUGUACGCGAAUAAGGAGGUUCCUCGACCACCUCAUUGGGGUGGAUACAUAUUGGAGCCAGAAACAAUAGAGUUUUGGCAAGGGCAGAGCAACCGGAUUCACGAUCGUAUUCGGUUUCGACGUUGUAAAUCGGGAGAGAAAGCAGACGGUCGGUUGACACAUGUAGGGGAGAACGGUUGGGUCUAUGAACGGCUCGCUCCUUGAAUCAUGCAAUUUUAGAGUCAUCUAGUCUUCCAUAAACUCAGGUCUUCCAACACAAGUUUCCCUUAUAAGUUGGAACAGUUUAUGGCUUAAGAUGUCGUAAAAUUAUGUCACAUACACAAAUAUUGUUUUUGUCAUACAAUUUAAUAUAGAAAGCAUGUUUUGUAAUUGUAUGUAUCUACUAAUUUCCUUUGAUUUUUUAAAACUACAUUUAUUUAACCUGGUGAAAUUAUUUUUAUACCUGUAAAUGUAAAAAAAGCUUACUGUGGUCACAGUGAAAGCACAAAAAUUAUAAUUUACUCUGAUUGUAUACAGCAUGUUACUAUCAAAAGCCUAAAAAUAAAAAUAAAUAAACAAUAUCAGCAAUCUGACACAUACACUCUAGUCCCGGUAAUCCUAACACGGUUAAUCCAAACGUCCGCUUAAUCCGAAAACGUUCCCGAAAUUAUUUUUCAAUAAAUUUGCACUAUACAAAAGGCAAUGGGAGGUUUGUUUAUUAGCAAAGAUUAAAUUUACAAAACAAUAAAAAAACCUAUAAAACAAAGAAAUAUUUUGUAAGAAAUAUUGCACAUACUGUACUGAAAAAUGAACUUAGGUUAGGCCUACUUGUUAUUAGAUAUGAAAUCCUGCAUCGUCAUUUGUUGUAGUUUUGUCAGUCUGUUUUUCCCCCCGUAGUUCUGCCAUUUUCUCAUGAACAUCACAUCUGCAGGCCUAGCAGUAGACUGUUGUUCAAGGUCAAGCACUGCAGGUCAUUGUGUGUCACUUUCUCCUCUCCUCCCCUGCCCCCUGGCUCGUAAUCACUACCCUCCCCCUCAACACCCUGAACAUGAUCUUGCGUCACUGCUGCUAUUAUGUCAUUGUUAGUCAGAGUCUCUGCACUAUUGCCGUCCUCCGCCAUCUAUUCAUCCACGUCCUCUUGGAACGUAUUUUCACAACCAGGAAUGUUUUCAAUCAUUGGUAACAAGUUAACUGAGUCAUUUUCGGUAGGGGUUUCUUCUAAAUCUUAAGAUGUCCAUAACUUUUUUCACGAUUUUCUUUUAGCUCCAGCUGUCACAUUUUCCCAAGAUUCAGCGGCCCAAUACACAACAUCCUUUACGUUUGUCUGUUUAAUUUUUAAACCAAGGGAAAUGCAUCAUCUUCAAUUAAGGACUUUAAAAAAUGUUUGCAAUUACUUUAGCUUCAGUGCCUGCAAAACUCCCUGGUCCAUUGGUUGCAGUAAAGACGUCACAUUUGGUGGUAAAAAGGCAGCCUUUAUUUCGCCACAUGUAAGUUUGUCGACAACUGGGUGGGACGGCGCAUUAUCCAUCAAAAGAAUGGCACAUGGGGGGAUGUCAUUUUCUUGGCUAAAUCGUUAAACAAAUGGUACGAAUUGGUCAUGGAGCCAUUCUUUAAACAGUUUCCCGUCCAUCCAGCCUCUCUUCUGGUUCCUAUAAUACACUGUAAAUGACUUCAUGUUAAUAUGUUUGAAGGCUUGAGGCAUAGCAGCUUUGCCUAUCAUCAUGAAAGGAAGCUUAUGAUUACCAGCAGCAUUGGAACAAGCCAUUAUGGUUACUUGGCCCUUACACAUCUUAAACCCAUUAGCACGACUUUCUGAUUCAGAGGAAAAGGUCUCAAAUUUAGGCCGGUUUCAUAACGCCGAUGAAACCGGCCUAACUUAAGAAAUAUCUUAGGGGGAAUAAUUUCCUUCACUUAUUAAAUUAUGAAACAAAGCAAGGUAUUACUGCACCGCAGCCUAAUCUGAGGUAAGUUGUUCACCGGUGACAGUAAGUUGCCGAAUAUUGUGGCGUUUUUUCCACCGGUCAAACCAACUGGUACUGUCCGUGAAGGAACAGGGUGUUCAACUGUAUUACCUUUUCUUGAACAAUAGGUCCACUCAAAGGGGUUCCCCUUUCCCUUUCUUGGGAGAACCACAGAAAAAGUGCUUCAUUAACUUUGUCAAACUGAGACUGCCACGCUGUUUGCCGAUUUUAUUGUCUCAGAAGACGUGUCAGCAAUUGCCCAUGCGCACAUGCCUCUAGGGCAAAUCAACCAUGGC
Molecule: messenger RNA, 3136 nt
Organism: Macrosteles quadrilineatus (aster leafhopper)
Lineage: Eukaryota; Metazoa; Arthropoda; Insecta; Hemiptera; Cicadellidae
Product: pyridoxine-5'-phosphate oxidase-like
Exons: 6
Coding region: 310-1104 (264 amino acids)
Biological process (GO): pyridoxine biosynthetic process; pyridoxal 5'-phosphate biosynthetic process
Molecular function (GO): FMN binding; pyridoxamine phosphate oxidase activity
Source: RefSeq, a predicted model, not a curated record